AUGGCAGGGGAUCCCCGGCCCUCGCCAAGAGUUGAAGCCUUCGAAAUAUCAGCGCCGCCGGAAAACACAGAGAACGGAGGCUGCCUGGGACGCAACAAACAUUUUUGGGAGUGCGACGGCGCGGCGGACGGUGUGUUGGUGCGGCGCUGGGACAGGGGUGCAGCCCGCGCCCGACUUGCGAAGAUGGCUGUCGGCGUGGUGGUGAUGCUGGUGGUGACGCUCGUCGUUGUCAUCACCACGAUCUUUCUCCUGCUUGAAAAGAAACCGGGCCUUCGAUUAGAGCCGGACUUGGGCGAGGAGGAGCUCGUGUGGUUCCGCUCUGCCGACGACCUGGGGAGAGUGACCGCCGCCCUCACGACUUUCCUCAGAGCCUAUGAUGACCAAGUGAACUCGGGAGCCAACAUGAAGGAUUGUGCUCCUUAUGCUCCUCCGCUUGAGGGCGAAACUUGCUUCUUCAAGACCAACCUCCUCGGGAGAAGCUGUCAAAGGGAAAACAGCUGGGGAUACGACAAGGGGAGUCCCUGCGUCAUGAUCACGUUUGACAAGGAGGUAUCUGCAGGCUGGGUACCCGAUGUCUACACGGACCUGGAUGAGCUGCCUCCCGAGAUGCCCUUGGAGUUGCGGAUUUAUAUCACCAACGUCACUAGGGACAAUCGAGGACUUAUUCCCGAGAUGGUGUGGGUGUCGUGCGCGCCCGAGGACCCCAGCGACCAAGCGCACCUCGGUACCGUCGAGUACAGUCCCUGGCGAGGGUUCCCCAAGUACUACUUCCCCAUCCGGAGCGAGCCCGCCUACCUGGCCCCCAUCGUCGCGGUGCAGUUCCUAAGGCCAGCGACUCGAAGACCCAUGGCUGUGGAAUGCCGCGCUUGGUCGAAGAACAUGGUCUACAGCCUCGCGGAGGGAUACGGGGUAGUGCGUUUCCACCUAACCCUGGACUGAUGGCUGGCAAGAAAGACCGUGAUAUUAUGUGCAAAGGGAAAUGUGCAACCGGCGCUAGUGGACGUUUCUGUUGAUAAUGAGUUUUUUUGCAAUAUUUUUAAUUUCGGGGUGGGAGAGAAUCCAAUGGUUGCUGGCCACAUUCUGUUAAGUACUCUAACACAAGUCAUAUCAUUCAUUAUGUCGACACAGUGGUGUACUUGGUAUUUAAUGGCAGUUAGAGCAUUUCAUCGUCAUUCAAUAUGCUAGGAGCGUUACUUACCUGUAUCAUAGUCACCGUCCAUUUAUAUCAUUCUCUCAAAAGGGGAAUCCUCUUUCCAAUGCAUUAUACGUCAGUCCUAAACACUUUCAUCUCAGGGAUCGGGUAUUUAUUAGGCGGUAUGGAGAUUAGUCUUGGUAUAGAGGAAUGGGUAUUGAAAUGAGGAGCCAUCUGGCAACAGGAGAACCAGAAGUCUGUCUGUAAUGUAUGCUAUAUUCUUUCUGCCUGCAAGAUUCGAAAGACGAUCAUAUUCAACUGUUAUUCAAUAAAAGUGAAAAGUACUUUGAUCAAUAAGUAGAUGAAGUCUUUCUACACUGCGAAGUAACUAUGUUGUCCUGCCUUAUUUCCAGUCUUUCCUGUUAGUAUAACCUCUUGUUUUAUUUAACAUUCUUACAGGAUUCCCUCCCCGUCGGUGUUACAUCAUCUCAUUUAUGUAUAUAUAAAUAGUGUAAACAUUCAUUAUGUUGUGUGUGACGUCCUUCUAAUUAACACAGAAGGACUGUUGACUGUGAUUGACUUUAAAGUGUGCCUUGGUGUCAGCUUGUUGUAAUAGGGUGAGACUAUGAACUCAGGAACUAAUGAACUGCGUGAAAAACAAUAUCCAGCUUUUGGUAACUUGUGUAUAUAUGUUAAAUAAGUGAAGUACUGUACACUAACGAUUUAGGUCAUCAUCGCAUACAAGUUUGUUUUGUUAUUUUACCGUGUGUUGUCAUAGUUCAUGUAUCAUUAUCAAACGUGUAUUAUACAUUACAGGUUGUCUUUAGUUUGA
Molecule: messenger RNA, 1964 nt
Organism: Penaeus chinensis
Lineage: Eukaryota; Metazoa; Arthropoda; Malacostraca; Decapoda; Penaeidae
Product: sodium/potassium-transporting ATPase subunit beta-like
Exons: 8
Coding region: 1-939 (312 amino acids)
Biological process (GO): sodium ion export across plasma membrane; intracellular sodium ion homeostasis; potassium ion import across plasma membrane
Cellular component (GO): sodium:potassium-exchanging ATPase complex
Molecular function (GO): ATPase activator activity
Source: RefSeq, a predicted model, not a curated record